Chelonoidis abingdonii (Abingdon island giant tortoise) is the source of this 1548-nucleotide messenger RNA. RefSeq names its product G-rich RNA sequence binding factor 1 (gene GRSF1). Lineage: Eukaryota; Metazoa; Chordata; Testudines; Testudinidae. The record is from RefSeq and is a predicted model, not a curated record. Gene Ontology annotation, molecular function: RNA binding.
AUGGGGACGCGCUGGGUGCUGCGCGCGGGCUGCGGCUGUAGCUGCAGCAGCUGCCGCGCACGGGGCGCUCCUGCGCGCCCCGCCGCUGCGCCCGUCUCCGGCCUGUCGGGGCGCCGCCGGCCGCUGCUGCGUGGGGCGGCGGCCGCGCAGAGCCGGGCCUGCAAGUGGCGGGUGGCGCGGACAGCGCUGCCCAGGCCGGCCGGGCCCGGGUUCGGGGCCUUGCGGGGCCCGCUGCUGCACCAGGCCCACCCGGGGCGGAGCUACGGCCAGGAUUCAAGUUCUUCAUUUCAAGAUGAGUAUCCUCCACUCUCAGAGUAUGAACCAACUCCAUCCAAGACAGGAGAGGAAGAUGAUGUGUUUCUUAUCCGAGCCCAAGGAUUGCCAUACUCUUGCACUGUUGAAGAUGUGCUUAGCUUUUUCGCUGACUGCAGGAUUCGAAAUGGUGAGAGUGGGAUACACUUCCUUUUAAACAGGGAUGGCAAACGCAGAGGAGAUGCUUUGAUUGAACUAGAGUCAGAACAGGAUGUGCAGAAUGCCUUAGAAAAGCACCGGAAAUAUAUGGGUCAGCGGUAUGUGGAAGUUUUUGAAAUACACAAUGAAGAUGUAGAUGCCAUAUUGAAGAGUCUGCAGUCCAGCUCAUCAUCCCCUGCAGUUAAUGAUGGAGUUGUACGCCUCAGAGGCCUUCCUUACAGUUGCACUGAAGCAGACAUUUCAGAGUUCUUUGCAGGUUUGGAUAUAGUUGGGAUGACUUUUGUCAUGGAUCAGAGAGGAAGAAGGAAAACAGGAGAAGCUUUUGUGCAGUUUGCAGCACCAGAAAUGGCAAAUCAAGCCUUGUUAAAGCAUAAGGAGGAAAUUGGGAACCGAUAUAUAGAAAUAUUCCCAAGUAGGAGGAGUGAAGUUCGAACCCAUAGCGGUUUGUACAGGGGGAAGAAGAUGAAUACUUAUCCAACUACUAAACUGAUAAAAGAAUCAGAAUCAGUCUUUGAAGAAGAUGAUUUGAGUCAGCCCCUAGGACUGACUGUAGCUUGUGAAAGUGGAAAAGAAAAUGAGUCUUAUAGAGAAGUGAUUGAAAAGCCUCGGGAUGCUUCAGAAUUUGGGAGUACCUCAUCAUCACCGCUGCAUUUUGUCCAUCUGAGAGGUCUGCCUUUCCAAGCUAGUGCCCAAGACAUUGUAAAUUUUUUUGCUCCACUGAAACCUGCAAGAAUCACCAUGGAAUAUAAUUCCAGUGGGAAAGCUACAGGAGAAGCAGAUGUACAUUUUGAGACUCAUGAAGAUGCAGUUGCUGCUAUGGCCAAGGAUAGGUCACACGUGCAGCAUAGAUAUAUUGAAUUAUUCCUGAAUUCAUCUCCAAAAAGAAAACAAGAUUGCUAGUGACAGUGGCACAAACCCAAACUAGGAUGAAGCAAGAACUCAUUUGCUUAUCAUUCUUGGAGCUAGAAUGCAGGUGCUCUUGUUCAGUAGCAAAGAAACCAUAAAUCAUUUUUUUCAAAGGCAAUUCAGUCUGUAUCUAAAAUUAUUCAGUAUGGGUUUGUGUAAUAAAGCGCACAA